CAGACAACAAACGAUCUUCGGUGGUCACGCGGCAGAGAGAUGGGCGGGCAGAGCGGGCUGUAGCCGGGAGAUUCGACUCCACACGGCGGCCACGGUCUGUGCUUUUAUUCAGUGAACUACUCAAACAUCUCCACCUUAUCAGUCCCACCAUGACGCUCAUCCGUGUGUUCUUUUUAAGUGGGGCCGGCAGCCGCUGAACGCGCUCAGAUAGCAGAUGGAGGCCAUGGAGGUGGACUCUGCCGUGGAAUUACUGGCCGACGAGCUGGAGAUUGCUCCUCAGCCUGAACCCCGCAGCACCUCUGACUCCGGAAGCAGCACAGAAGUGGAUGAGGAAGAUGACGAAGAGGAACAGAGAGCAGUUCAAACCCCUGUGAGGCUACCUUCCACCUGGGCAUUCAGCCAGAGGGCCAUGGAUGGAGCUGCUGUUGCAUCUCUAGCAAGUCAGGGGGCGCUGAUUCAGAGGAGGCUCAGGCAGGGCCUCCGGGUGCAUUAUCCCAGCCAGACUGCAGCUACCUCCAGGGGUUUUCCAGACUUCCAUCUGCGAGCACCAGCAGCCAGCAUGGCGGAGCCAGAGUCCGGCAGCACCACCGAGGUCAGCGAGUCUGAGGAGGACGAGGAAAGGCGCGAAGAGUCCACGUCCGAUGGAGCCCAGGCCGUCGUCCCUGAUGGGUCUGCUGGUCCUCCGCCUGCUGCUACCGAUCAGCAGGCGGAGCCACAAGAGGCCAGUGCUUCCAUCUCUGCCACAGUUGUUGACAGUGGAAGAACCGAAGCGACGGGUCAGGACUCCCAGACGUCCAAUCCCGAGGAGAACGAAGGCGACACGUGCACCAUCUGCUUCGAGUCCUGGACGACGGCGGGCGAGCACAGGCUGUCUGCUCUGCGCUGCGGACAUCUGUUUGGCUACACCUGCAUCCACCGCUGGCUGAAAGCUCAGGGGUCUGCGGCCAAAUGCCCACAGUGCAACAAAAAAGCAAAGCGGUCAGACAUCGUGCUGCUGUACGCACCAAAGCUCAGAGCCCUGGAUAACUCUGAGCAGGAGAGCUUAAAAAAGUCUCUGGAGCAGGAGCAGUCCCUGAGGAGGAAGGCUGAGCUGGAGUCUGCUCAGUACAAGCUCAAGCUGCAGGUGGUCACCACCAAGUAUGGACAUGCACAGCAGGAGCUCCAGGAGUUGAGAACCCUGAUGGCCCAGACUGGCAGGAGCUCGGUUUCCUCCUCAACCUCCUCUUCUUCAUCAGCCUCCCUCCCCUUCAGUCUGUCCCAGAGGGUGGACGGUUCCCGGGCAGCUCACUAUAGCUUCUCCAAGGGGGUGCUGGUGUCUCAAGCUGGAGGCUGCAGAGUUUUGGCCUACUGUGACCCUUUGAGCUGCCUCCUGGCAUCACAGCCGUCUCCUCACUCCACUCUGGUGCCAGGCUGUGGGGUGAAGAAGUUGAGCAUGGUGAAUAUGAAGACGAGCCAGUACGUUCCCAUCCACAGCAAACAGAUCCGCGGUCUGUCCUUCAACAAUCGCAACGACAGCCUGCUGCUGUCUGCUGCGCUGGACACCACCAUCAAACUGACCAGCUUGCUGACCAACACAGUGGUUCAGACCUACAAUGCGGGGAAGCCUGUGUGGAGCUGCUGCUGGUGCUUGGACAACAGUAACUAUGUCUACGCUGGCCUGAACAACGGCUCUGUGCUCAUUUAUGACACUAGAGACACCAGCACUCACGUCCAGGAGCUGCAGACGCCGUGCUUGAGGUGUCCCGUGACUUCUCUAUGCUAUGUCCCAAGAGCGGCAUCCAGCUCGUUCCCCUGCGGCGGGCUGAUCGCUGGUUCUCUGGUGGGCGGGUGUUUCUGGGAGCAGGUGAAUGAGACCACCUACCGGCCGCACAUUCUUCCGCUGGAAAACGCAGGCUGCAUCGACAUCCAAGUGGAGGCCGAGAGCAGGCAUUGUCUUGUCACUUACAGGCCAGGACGCACCAAUCCAAACCUACACUGUGUGCUGAUGUCUCUGACCCGAAGCCCUCAGCAGGACACCGCCCAGCUCCCCAGCUGCUCCUGCUCCCCAGUGCAGACGUUCGGCGGUGGAUCAUCCUGCAAGCUGCUUACCAAAAAUGCCGUCUUCAAGAGUCCAGCUGGAAAUGGGUCACUGGUCUGUGUUGGGGACGAGGCCUCCAACUCCACCAUGAUCUGGGAUGCUGGCACCGGCUCUUUGCUCCAGAAACUUCAAGCCGACCUCCCGGUGCUCGACAUCACCCCUUUCUCUGUAAACGGAGAGCACUUCCUGGCCUCUCUGACAGAAAAGAUGAUCAAGCUGUACAAGUGGGAGUGAACUGAGGGAACCGCUUUAGUCCUCAUCUGGCUCACGAGUGGCCUAAAAUCUGAAGUUUGAACAGUCAAAUCCUUCACUGCACUUCAGAGUCUUACUUCAUGGAGGUCACCGCUGCCUCUGUGGUUCUUGUCUUAACCAGAUGGUCCGUUGGUUCUGCACAUCUCGGCUGUUUGGGUCAUUUGGGUAAAAAGCCUCAAAUGUUUGCUGCAGUGAAGUUUGAGGAUGGUCGACACUUUCAUCACUAAUGUUCAUUUCCACACUCGUGAGGUACUUUCUGCCUCGAUCAAGCAAACAUUUCAUUUGACCUUUUACAGGUCGUCUGUUCACUCUGAAACGUUCUGCUCUCCGUACCGUUUCCUGAAACAUGACUGCUGAGCUGUCAGUGGGUUUCACAGUGAGUUCAGAAAUUAAGCCUCAUCAUGCUCCGCUAAAGAGACCGACUGUCUUUUUAAAGGAUUCUUAGCAAAUGACCUAGAAUGUGUUCAUCCACAAAUGUGGCCUCACCGUGUAUUUCUUCACACCAUAAAGAGUCCGGCAUUGAACCAACCAUCUUCAUCAUCUUCAUUUCUUUCCUCCUCACUUCACUUCAGCGGGAACUUCAAGUGCCAAAGCAGUCUGCUUUUGUAAAUGUCUGUGGUUAUUUUUAAUAAAGUUGUAUAUAUGUAUAUUUCUUACCAAAAGCUUGUGUACAACUUCAAAUUCAAUAAAACUGAAUUUUUUUGGGUUUAUUUUUGUUGAAGUUA
Molecule: messenger RNA, 3054 nt
Organism: Oryzias melastigma (Indian medaka)
Lineage: Eukaryota; Metazoa; Chordata; Actinopteri; Beloniformes; Adrianichthyidae
Gene: rfwd3
Product: ring finger and WD repeat domain 3
Exons: 13
Coding region: 215-2311 (698 amino acids)
Biological process (GO): interstrand cross-link repair; protein ubiquitination; double-strand break repair via homologous recombination
Cellular component (GO): site of double-strand break; nucleus
Molecular function (GO): ubiquitin protein ligase activity; protein binding
Source: RefSeq, a predicted model, not a curated record